AUACGCCAAUGGUCUCUUGACAUCAAGACACAGGACUGGUUCCCCUGCAAUUUGAUGCGGUCAUACACUGAUAAUUGGCCUGAUGCACCACCAUUCAUUCGUCCUUAGUUUCGCAGGAAUAGCGAGACCAGAAUGUGACUUGAAUGGGAUUGGUUGCGGCGUUCGCUGGUUCUAGUGGUCUUGAUAUCAUCCAUGCUACUUGCAUUACAGUUCUGUGGGCUCCAGUUUGAUUUUCUAGAAAGGCCAAUGACGGAAGACCAUACAAACUGACCAAAGCGGAAGUAGCAUGAAUGUGGUGCCUAGGAGAGCGGCCGCAGGAAAACGUUUCCUAAUAGCGAAUCAGAGCCCUGCACAAGUCUUGGACGGCCAUUGUGAUUCGCUCUUGUUCAUGUUUAAUGCGACGGUGUGUUGCCCUCCAAUAGACUUUUGGUGGCACAGUUAAACGCCUGCAACGAGCUGAAGGUGACAGUAGUGUCAAGGACAAU
Messenger RNA from Serpula lacrymans var. lacrymans S7.9, 485 nucleotides. RefSeq lists its product as uncharacterized. NCBI's taxonomy places the organism in Eukaryota, Fungi, Basidiomycota, Agaricomycetes, Boletales, Serpulaceae. Bases 287 to 442 code for a protein of 51 amino acids. The transcript has a single exon. The record is from RefSeq and is a predicted model, not a curated record.